AUGGAGAGCUUCCUGAGCGACACGGGUGCGGACAAGAACAACGAGGACCAGGCGCAUGUGGCCUUCUUCACGCGUUUCCCGCACCUGCGCGAGUUCUUCUGCGGAGGAUCGGCGGCCGCCAUUAACGUCGUCGUGACCUUCCCACCCAACAAGAUCAUGUUCCGGCAGCAGUUAUUUGGGCUAAACACAUGGCAAGCCUUUGAGAACGUGCGCAGCGAGGGUUGGCUCAUGCUGUAUCGUGGUGUGAAGCCCCCGCUACUGCAAGCCAUGGUGUCUAAGAGCAUUAUGUUUGGGCUGUACAAUUUCUACGAUGAGCUGCUGUUGCAGAGCUUUGGAGAGCACAAGGGACUGAGUUUGGUGGCAGCAGGCUUAGCUGGCACAUCGGAGGCGGUCUUGGCUCCAUUUGAGAGGGCACAGACGUUACUACAGACACCAAAGUUUAAUCGGGAGAUCGCAGGCGCGUACGAUGCCAUGGUCCAUGUGAACAAGUACGGAGUGAGAGAGCACUACCGAGGCCUCUCUGCUAUUCUGUGUCGCAAUGGACCAGGGAAUAUUCUGUUCUUUGGUCUCAGAGGGCCAGUAAGAGAGCUGUUACCACGAGGAGAGACAUCGGUGGCCACGAUGACGAAUGAUUUUAUCUGUGGCGCGAUGCUCGGCGCAGUGAUCAGCACCUUCACAUUUCCCAUUAACGUGGCACGGACACGUAUGCAGAGUGUGUACGGACAACCGUUUAUUGGUCCAUGGGAGGCAUUGCAGCUAACAUACAAAGAGCGUGGACACAGCGUGAGACGGCUGUAUCGUGGCGUGCAGAUGAAUUUCUUCCGAUCGCUCAUGUCGUGGGGUAUUAUCAAUUCUACGUAUGAAAAGCUGAAGUCAAUCACGUGA
Messenger RNA from Phytophthora infestans T30-4, 885 nucleotides. Its product is annotated as Mitochondrial Carrier (MC) Family. The transcript has 4 exons. Lineage: Eukaryota; Oomycota; Peronosporomycetes; Peronosporales; Peronosporaceae. The coding region runs from base 1 to 885 and encodes 294 amino acids. The record is from RefSeq and is a predicted model, not a curated record.